Molecule: messenger RNA, 4474 nt
Organism: Anopheles coustani
Lineage: Eukaryota; Metazoa; Arthropoda; Insecta; Diptera; Culicidae
Gene: Polr3A
Product: DNA-directed RNA polymerase III subunit RPC1
Exons: 9
Coding region: 92-4228 (1378 amino acids)
Biological process (GO): DNA-templated transcription
Molecular function (GO): DNA-directed RNA polymerase activity; DNA binding
Source: RefSeq, a predicted model, not a curated record
UGUGCUAAAUGUUGUAUUCGACGAGUUAUAUUUCUCAAAAACUCGCAUUUAAUUUUUUAUAAGUAACCAACGUUGUGUUCCACGCACCAAAAUGCCUAAAGAACAAUUUCGUGAAGCAGACGUUAUCAAGAAAAUCUCCCAUGUGUCUUUCAACAUCGAUAGUGCACAGCAGAUUCAGCAAGAGGCUCAUCUCCACGUAGUUGCCAAAAAUUUGUACAACCAAAAUGCCGAACGUACACCAGUUGCAUACGGAGUUUUGGACCGGCGCAUGGGAGUUAGUCAAAAAGAUGCAACCUGUGAGACCUGCAAGAAAGGGCUUAACGACUGUGUCGGGCACUUUGGCUACAUCGACCUGGCGCUCCCUGUAUUUCAUGUCGGACAUUUCCGUGCAACAAUUACGAUACUUCAGUCAAUCUGUAAAGUUUGCUCCCAUGUUAUGCUUAAAGAGGAGGAAAAGAAGAACUUUAGUGUCCGGUUGAUGAAUCCUAACCUUUCCUAUUUGGCGAAAAAGUCAAUUCAUAGCCAGGUGUUGAAAAAGGCGAAAAAAAAUACUAAAUGUCCUUGCUGCAAUAGUGUUAAUGGACCGGUCAAGAAAGGUCCUGGCUUAAUGAAAAUAGUACACGAACCGUUUCGAGGAAAGAAAGCAUCGGAUCCGAUGGUGGUGAAAGCUCUUCACGAAAUGCAGGCCGCCCUUGAGUCCAAUCGAGAACUGUUGCAAACUGUCGGGCCUACAUCACUUUCCAAGGAGUUAAAUCCAGUUGAAGUGCUGGAUCUGUUCAAAAAUAUACCAAAAUCUGAUGUACCAUUGCUAGGAAUGACAUCAGCCGAAUCCAAUCCUGCCGAUCUGAUUGUCACUCGCGUGUUCGUCCCACCCGUGUGCAUUAGACCUUCUGUAGUUUCCGAAGUUAAGGCAGGCACGACGGAAGAUGAUCUGACCAUGAAACAAAGUGAAAUAUUACUCAUUAGCGACGUGAUUGCAAAACACACAAUGACCGGUGGGAAAAUUGAACUUAUCCAGGAGGACUGGGACUAUCUGCAACUACACUGUGCACUGUACUUCAAUAGCGAAUUAUCUGGCAUACCCCUAUCACUGAUGCCCAAAAAACCCACCCGUGGCAUAGUGCAACGAUUAAAAGGCAAACAAGGCCGUUUCCGUGGAAAUCUGUCGGGUAAACGGGUGGAUUUUUCCGCACGCACAGUCAUAUCUCCCGAUCCGAAUUUAAUGAUUCAUCAGGUUGGAGUACCUGAUAGAGUGGCAAAAAUUUUGACAUUCCCCGAGAAGGUUAAUUCGGCCAACAUUAAUCGUAUGCGUCAACUGAUUCGCAAUGGUACGGAAAAACAUCCUGGUGCAAAUUAUGUGCAGCAAAAAGGAAGCGCAUUUAAAAAGUAUCUGGCAUAUGGCAACCGGGAUAAGGUCGCGCAAGAUUUAAAGUGUGGCGACAUCGUUGAACGACACCUCAUGGACGGUGACGUGGUGCUUUUCAACCGACAGCCUAGCUUGCACAAGCUGAGCAUCAUGUGUCAUGUAGCAAAGGUUCAACCUCAACGCACGUUUCGAUUCAACGAAUGUGCCUGCACGCCGUACAAUGCCGAUUUUGACGGGGACGAGAUGAAUCUACAUCUGCCGCAGACCGAAGAAGCACGUGCCGAGGCACUCGUGUUGAUGGGUAACAAAUCGAACCUCGUAACACCUCGCAACGGGGAACUGUUGAUUGCAGCCACGCAGGAUUUCAUCACCGGUGGCUACCUGUUGACGCAGAAAGACCAAUUUCUCACGCGGGAACAAGUGAUGCAACUGGCGGCGUGCAUGCUAUCCGGCCCGGACGCAAAUAUGGUGAUUGACUUGCCGCGUCCGGCGAUUGUGAAACCACGCAAACUGUGGACCGGCAAACAGAUCUUCAGUCUCAUACUGAAGCCCAACGCUCGCUCCUGUGUGAAUGCCAAUCUGUCCACGAAAGGUCGAAACUAUACGAAGGACAAAGACAUGUGCGUGAAGGAUUCGUGGGUAAUCAUCAGAAAUUCUGAGCUGCUGUGUGGUGCUAUGGACAAGGGUACACUUGGCUCGGGUACAAAAUACUGCAUAUUUUAUACCAUCUUGCGAGAUUUUGGUGAAGAGUAUGCCAUACGGUCCAUGUGGCGCUUGGCCCGGAUGGCUUCGUACUUUAUGAUGAAUCAUGGAUUUUCAUUCGGGAUCGGUGAUGUCACGCCAAGCCGCAAGUUGCUCGAAGAGAAGCAAAAACUGCUGGAAAAUGGGUACCGCAAGUGCGACGAGUACAUAGCCGAGAUGAAGAAGGGUACCCUGCAAUGCCAACCGGGUUGCACUGCGGAGCAAACGCUCGAGGCGGUUAUGCUAAAGGAACUGUCCAGUAUUCGUGAGCUGGCUGCAAAAGCCUGCUUCCGUGAGCUGCAUCCGACCAACAGCGCCCUCAUCAUGGCCCAAUCUGGAUCGAAGGGAUCGAACAUUAACAUUUCACAGAUGAUCGCAUGCGUCGGUCAACAAGCAAUCAAUGGUAAGCGAGUCCCGAACGGGUUCGAGGAUCGUGCCUUACCACACUUUGAAAAGUUCUCUAAAAUUCCUGCAGCGCGUGGAUUCGUCCAAAAUAGCUUCUAUUCUGGCCUAACCCCGACGGAAUUUUUUUUCCACACCAUGGCGGGCCGCGAAGGGUUGGUCGAUACGGCAGUCAAGACGGCCGAAACAGGCUAUCUGCAGCGGCGUUUGGUAAAGUGUCUGGAAGACCUGGUCGUGCAGUAUGAUGGCACGGUACGGAAUGCCAUCGGGGAGGUUGUAGAAUUUACGUACGGUGGCGACGGUUUGGAUCCAGUCUUUAUGGAGGUUAAAAAUAAACCCGUUGACAUCGAACGACAGUUUAUGCAUGUGCGUAACAUGCUGCCCUGCCGGAAUGAAGAACCAUUGCGUGGCGAAUUGGUGAGAAGCAUCGGAGAAGCAAUAUUAAGCAAACCGGAAUUUGCUGGUUGCCGAGAGGACUUCCGGAAGGAGUGCUUGGAAUAUCUAGGACUAUUUGGUGAGCGGUUAGCUGCUAUUCAACGGCGCUACCGUAAGGGCCCUAAGGUUGGAAUGGAAAUUGAACGCACCACUGCGGGACACCUGGAGCAAUUCCUGCUCCAGGUGCGCAAUAAAUACAACAAAGCUAUCACCGAACCUGGCACGGCGGUUGGUGCCUUGGCAGCUCAGAGCAUCGGCGAACCGGGUACACAAAUGACCCUGAAGACGUUCCAUUUCGCGGGUGUCGCGUCGAUGAAUAUCACACAAGGAGUGCCCCGUAUCGUUGAAAUUAUCAAUGCCACCAAAGCUAUAUCUACUCCGAUUAUAACGGCAGAAAUUGAAAACAACACUAAUAUGGAGUUUGCCCGCAAGGUCAAGGCUCGAAUCGAGAAGACAACACUGGGAGAGAUUUCAUCCUACAUAGAAGAGGUGUAUAAAUCCGACGAUUGUUUCCUGCUGAUCAAACUUGACCUUGACCGAAUACGUGUGCUGGGUCUGGAAGUCAAUGCAGAAACUAUACGUUACUCCAUUUGUACAUCGAAACUUAAGUUGAAGCAAGAUAACGUGGAAAUUCAUGGUCCAUCGCUAAUAACUAUUCGUCCGGACAGCAGUAAACACAGCCACAGUCUGAAUGCAGAAUUGCAGCGGCUAAUAACGGCCAUGCCGAACGUGGUCGUUGCGGGGUUGCCGCAAGUAUCGCGUGCUGUCAUCGCGGUAGAUGAUUCUCGAGGAACUCCAAAAUAUCGCCUAUGCGUAGAAGGUUGCGGUUUGCGCGACGUUAUGGCAACGUACGGUGUGAUCGGUAGCAAGACAAAGAGCAACAACAUCCUGGAGGUUUAUCAAACACUUGGCAUUGAAGCAGCACGUUCGACAAUUAUGACUGAAAUCACUGAAGUAAUGGAAGGUCAUGGCAUGAGUGUAGACCACCGUCACAUUAUGCUUCUGGCCAGCCAGAUGACUUCCAGAGGCGAGGUGCUCGGUAUUACACGUCAUGGUUUAGCAAAAAUGAGAGAAUCCGUAUUCAACCUGGCUUCGUUUGAAAAAACAGCAGAUCACCUGUUUGAUGCAGCAUAUUACGGCCAAACAGAUUCCGUCGAUGGCGUUUCGGAGCGCAUAAUCCUAGGAAUGCCGGCAUCCAUUGGGACGGGAUUAUUCAAACUAAUACAUAACCACAGUGAUACAGCGUUGGACCCGAUAGAUGAUCCCAUAUUCAAUGUGGUUUAACAAAUUUCAAACGUUUAUUGAUGAAUCGGAAUGCGACUAAUAUUUGCCGGCACACAAUUUUUCCAUUAUCUCGUGGUUGUACGUUGAGUGCAACAUGAGACCCAGUACACCCGCACGUGAGGCCAUGGCUUGUCGGAUCUGACGUUCCUGCUCCACCAGUUCAUCCAUCUUCAACCAUUGCCUCACACGCUCGAGGUCGAUUUCAGCUCGACGUAUUUUUUCCCAAACAUAGUGCUUGAAGCAGAA